AUGGAUCUCAAGCACAGUCACUCCGUGAAGCUGAAUGAUGGACGCUGCAUGCCAGUGCUCGGAUUUGGCACUUACGCUACUGAAGAUACUCCCAAGAGCAAGGUUGCUGAGGCCACCAAAGUGGCUAUUGACGUAGGUUUCCGUCACAUCGAUGCAGCGUACUUCUAUCAAAACGAGGAGGAGGUCGGACAGGCCAUUCGCGAGAAGAUCGCCGACGGCACCGUGAAGAGAGAGGACAUCUUCUACACCACCAAGCUCUGGAUUACCUUCCUCCGACCAGAAUUGGUUCGACCAGCCCUGGAAAGGUCACUGAAGAAACUUGGAUUGGACUAUGUUGAUCUCUUUCUUAUCCACAAUCCACUGGCUUUGAAGCCUGGAGACGAGCUGCUACCAAAGGAUGCCAACGGAAAAUACAUCUUUGAUAACGUGGACCUUCGUGACACCUGGGCGGCCCUGGAGAAGUGCAAAGAUGCAGGUCUAACCAGGUCCAUCGGGGUGUCCAACUUCAACCACAAGCAGCUGGAACUGAUCCUGAACAAGCCGGGGCUCAAGUACAAGCCCGUCUGCAACCAGGUGGAAUGUCACCCCUACCUCAAUCAGAGCAAACUCCUGGCAUUUUGCAAGUCCAAGGACAUUGUUCUAGUUGCCUACAGCGCCCUGGCAUCCAGUAGAGACCCAAAAUGGACAGACCCAAAUAGCCCAUAUCUCUUGGAGGAACCAGUCUUGAAAGCCAUCGCCAAGAAACACGGUCGAAGCCCAGGGCAGGUGGCUCUGCGCUUUCAGCUGCAGCGGGGCGUAGCGGUCCUGGCCAAGAGCUUCACUGAGAAGAGAAUCAAAGAGAACUUCCAGGUUUUUGACUUUGAAUUGACUCCAGAAGACAUGAAAGCCAUUGAAGGCCUCAACAGAAAUUUCCGAUAUACUAAAUUCGAAUUUGCCAUUGACCAUCCUUAUUAUCCAUUUUCUGAAGAAUACUGA
Molecule: messenger RNA, 975 nt
Organism: Carlito syrichta (Philippine tarsier)
Lineage: Eukaryota; Metazoa; Chordata; Mammalia; Primates; Tarsiidae
Product: prostaglandin F synthase 1-like
Exons: 9
Coding region: 1-975 (324 amino acids)
Biological process (GO): steroid metabolic process
Cellular component (GO): cytosol
Molecular function (GO): ketosteroid monooxygenase activity; steroid dehydrogenase activity; aldose reductase (NADPH) activity
Source: RefSeq, a predicted model, not a curated record